Molecule: messenger RNA, 364 nt
Organism: Osmia bicornis bicornis
Lineage: Eukaryota; Metazoa; Arthropoda; Insecta; Hymenoptera; Megachilidae
Exons: 3
Coding region: 14-364 (116 amino acids)
Source: RefSeq, a predicted model, not a curated record
GUCGCGUGGUGCUAUGAAUUUCAAGAAAAAUGCUGGAAAAUUGUUAAUUACGAAUAGCGGGAAACUAUCGAAAUCUGAAAAGUGGCAGCCAUUUUGGAUACCGGCGUCUAGUUCGAGACGCAUGAAAUUUCGGCUCCGUGUUUUAAGAGUGAAAAAGUGGCAAAAGUAUGAAAAUAAUGUAUUCAGUGUGCUGAAAACACUCGUCAUAGUGAAAUCUCUAUGUGCAAUGGACACCCUUGUUAGCUGUUUGAUUCGGUACCAACGACGAAAUUAUUGUUAUCACGAGCCAUCUUCACCUUUUCAUCGCAGUAGAAGCAAAACAACACGCAGUAACUGGUGGCUGAUAGAAGACAACGAAAUGUGA